UACAUCGGCUCUUGAUAGAGUAUAGAGUAGAGUAGAGAGAGUCACACGGAUGUGUUCUGUGAUGUGUUUGCCCACAAUAACAACAGUUCAACAAAUUCAAAGUUCUCUUUCCUAGUAUAAGGUUCCGUACAUUUCUGUGUAAAGGUUCAACAAUUUGUUUGUUUUCAACGUUGUCAUCUACCCACUCGGCUCCAAAGUAGAAUCUUAUCAGUAUGGCAACUGGUGCAAUCUUAUAUGAGCUGCCAAUGGAAGUUGCAAAUAUCUGCCGCUGUUAUAUUUGCCAAGCAUAUUUAUCAUGUGGACCAGUUAAGAUAGAGAAUGGGAACUCUAUUUGCGGACGAUGCGAAGCAAGUAGCACAGCUGUAGUCCACGUUACUUUUGAAAAUAUAAUGGCAAACUUCACAUUCCCGUGUCGGUAUGAUUCGCUAGGCUGCAAAGAGAGGUUGUUAUUUAACACCAGCAUGGCACAUGAAGUGAAAUGUCCGCAUCGUACCGUGCCGUGUCCUGCACUGUUACACAAUGAUUGUAAUUUAAAUGUUCCUAUUUCUGUUUUACAUUCCCACUUUGUCAAAUUUCAUAGCGAUCUGAUUACCAAGGAUGGCACAUUUAAAAUAAACCUGGAUGAAGAUAAGCAUUGUAAUUUAAUAAUGAUGGUGGAUAAUGUAAUUGUAGUUAUAAAAUACCGUUAUGAUUCUGUUAUAAAAUGUUUACAUUUAGAAGUGGCAUCAGCCUUAGUAACGGAAGAGCUAAUCUAUUACAAGACGCAAAUUGUCGGUGACUUGGCCGAAGGUAUGAACUUUCACUUGAAUUUUUCAGAGAAACAGUGUACAGCCUAUGAAACUCACACUGUUAGUAAUACAAACUCUGUGCAAAUUGAAAUUGAAAAAUAUUUAACACUCUUGUCUAAUCCGUCUUCAGUAACUUUCAAAAUAUUUUCAGUUACUGCUGUCAAAUCCAAAGUUUCAAGCAGUAAAAAUGAAAUUGUUGUAUCAAGCUCUUUUGUACGUCAUUUAGGGGAAGAAUUUGAAAAAGAAAGUUCAAGCUUGUUGGGUGAUCUGAGGGAGAAUAUUUGCAUUAUAUGUAAGAAGUUAUCAUUUCCCAUCUAUUACUCCACAAAUCAGCCGCUUGAAAAGUAUUGUAAAAAAUGUCGCACACAACAUGAUGGUACUUAUGUACAGUACUCAAACCCACAGUACAACCAAAACUGUGUAUAUCCCUGUAUUUUUAAAGGAUGCUCCUAUUCUUGUAUUGCUACGGAUUUAGAUAAACAUGUUGAAAUAUGUGAAUGUAGAACAUACUUAUGUCCAGUUGGGGGAUGCAAUGACCUUUUUAGAUUUAAUGAAAUUCACAAAAACAUACAACAUCUUAAGGACCAUGCAACAUAUUUUCCAAAUCCAGGAGAAAUUACGAUCGACCUGUACGAUAUAAAACCAGUAACAAAAAUGUAUUUUACUAACAUAGGAAACAUACUUGUCUUGCUUAAAUCAAAAGUAUCGAAUGAUGAUUCAUGGAUUUUAACUUCCGAUUUGCCGGCUGGAGUUACCUUGAAUAUCUUCUUUACACACGGUCAUUGUAGACUUUCUACUAAACCGAUGAAAUUUGAUGGUACCAAAGAACUUUGGCUCACAAAAUCUCAAAUAAGUCCUCUGCCUUGUUAUGCAGAAUUUUUUCGUUUAACUGCAGUCAUAAGUAUUGAGAAAAAAGUUUAAAAUAUCUGCUUGAUUUAGGAACAUGAUUUAUUCAAAACUGUAUUUGUGUUGUAUGCAAUUUAUGCUGUUUAUUGUUGUCAGAAUAUUUGUAUGAAUUUUCAAUGUCAAUAUAUGCUUUUAACAACUCUA
Photinus pyralis (common eastern firefly) is the source of this 1838-nucleotide messenger RNA. RefSeq lists its product as uncharacterized. Bases 213 to 1709 code for a protein of 498 amino acids. The record is from RefSeq and is a predicted model, not a curated record. The transcript has 2 exons. NCBI's taxonomy places the organism in Eukaryota, Metazoa, Arthropoda, Insecta, Coleoptera, Lampyridae. Gene Ontology annotation, cellular component: cytoplasm. Gene Ontology annotation, biological process: multicellular organism development; proteasome-mediated ubiquitin-dependent protein catabolic process. Gene Ontology annotation, molecular function: ubiquitin conjugating enzyme binding; zinc ion binding; ubiquitin protein ligase activity.